This is a messenger RNA of Fimicolochytrium jonesii, 4433 nucleotides long. RefSeq names its product cupin-like domain-containing protein. Gene Ontology annotation, biological process: G protein-coupled receptor signaling pathway; gamma-aminobutyric acid signaling pathway. The record is from RefSeq and is a predicted model, not a curated record. Gene Ontology annotation, molecular function: G protein-coupled GABA receptor activity. Gene Ontology annotation, cellular component: G protein-coupled receptor heterodimeric complex; membrane. NCBI's taxonomy places the organism in Eukaryota, Fungi, Chytridiomycota, Chytridiomycetes, Spizellomycetales, Powellomycetaceae. The transcript is spliced from 13 exons. Bases 207 to 4433 code for a protein of 1408 amino acids.
GGUCACGAAUACCUACUGACUGGAAGAGUCAAAACCGCAGAACCAGAAACCCGGCAACAAAAGGACACUUUGCGGAGGCUACCAAUCUGCGUCUCUCGUAAGGGAUAGACGCCUGCCAAUCUGCGUGAAGUCUCUCGUAGUCGGGGCAACACUCGGGUUGUUGGACACAUUGUAAUCGGAAAGGAAUUCCGUAGCGGGGCCCAAUCAUGUCCUGGCUCCCGUCGUUGAUGAUGAGCGCAUUCGCUCUGUUCCUCGGUCUUGCAUCCCCUACUGUGGCAGAUGCAACGCAAUUGAAGUUGGGCUUCCUCUGGAAUGAUCUCGCAGGAAAUGGCGCGGUCGCCUUGCGCACUCUCAAAGCUGCCGUCGCUUUUGUCAAUGACCGCACGGACAUCCUGCCAAACACCACCGUGUCCAUUGUUGCUGAAGAUAGUGGAGACACGAAAGCUCAAGCCGUAAUUGGGGCAACCAAUUUGGUUCAAAGAGGGAUAUUUGCAAUGAUUGGGCCCGAGACCUCCACCCUCGCACCGUCUUCAGCAUUAGUGACUUCUGGCCGGAACCUGCCGAAUUGCCUGGCUGACGUGGGAACGUCCGCGUUUGAGAAUCGCUUUGACUACCCGAACGUAUUUCGAAUGCAAGUUUCCACCCGAGUGCUCGGAUCCCGUCUCAUAGAUUUCUGUAAUGAAAUGGGAUGGAAAAAAGUGGCCUACAUAUAUAGUCAGCAACAAUUUGGAGGCUCUUGGGGUCCAGGGGUCAUCACAUCCGCACAGAAGCACGGCAUCGACCUCGUUGUGAACCAAGGAUGGAACGGCAAUGGGGCUGGCUCUGAUUUGGAGAGUUGCGUCCAGUCGAUCCUCAAAUCUAAGUGCCGAAUCAUUGUUGUUACCGCGUAUGAGGAUGAAUUGACGCCACUCUGGCUGCGUGCGCGAGAACUUGGGCUCACCGGCCCUGAUUAUGCAUGGAUCACAGCAAAUGGGGUGAUAGAUUUCCCGGGCGAUUAUCACACGUAUGAUCAGAGCAUUGCAAAAGUUCUAGGCGUUGAAGCGGCGAACAGCGUUGGGACGUACGUUAUUGGCGUACCCGAUCCGAACUACACCUCGCCGGAAUAUAAUUUAUUCCGAGAUUACUAUCAGAGAGUGGCGCUUACCGAGGAUCCAUCUCGUGACAUCGGCAAUGAGUAUAUCGCGGAAGAUCGCAUAUUUGACUGCGCCAUGGCCAUUUUCUAUGGUUAUCACGAUUACCUUCGCGACCAUUCUCUUACAACGGCAGUACUCGCGAACCCAAACUACACACUCCCGACUAUGCGCGAUCUUGCAAACAUUUCCAUCUUCACAACAAAUCGACAAGGACUCCAGGGUCCUUACGUAUUCUUUGAUAACGGGGACUACGCAAGGAAGAGGAUAGUACUCUUCCCACAGCUCAACGGAGAAGUUUAUGCCAAAGGCUAUCAAUAUCCGAAUGCAAUGACGUUUGUGAACGAUCAGGUCUCGCUGAACGCGUCCGCGCUGCUCUUCUCGGGUUCACCGGUCAUCCCCAUCGAUUUUCCUGCCUCAAAGCUACUGAACCCGACUUGGGCGGAAGGGCAAGGGUUGAUCGUCAGCAUCGUUUCAGGGACCGUUCUCCUUAGUAACGCUGUGUCAAUGACUCUGGUAUUCGUUUUUCGUGACAAGAUCGUAAUCAAACGAGCUGGCGGGCAGUCGUUGAUGCUGAUCGUCCUCGGAUUAAUCUUGUUGGACGUCUCGCCUCUGCUGUACGUUGGGAAUCUGACGAGGGCCAUCUGCAUAGCUCAACCGCUCGUGUUGAAUGUCGGGUUCGGUCUCGUCUUUGCGAAUCUUAGUGCGAAGACAUUCCGUGUGUACAAGGUUUUCAACAACCCGAAAAUGAUGGAGAGAGCAAUACCAAGCUCUCAGUUGUUUGGAUUUGUGGCUUUCAUCGUGCUGGUAGAAAUUCUUCUCUCCGUCGUCUGGGUCACCGCCAGCACUCCAGUCCCCACCAUUUUGACUGUCAACGAUUUCGAAACGGUGCAAGCCUGCGUAUCACCCAUGGAGUCUGUCCAGCACGGGAUGACGAUAAUUUCGCUUGUGUUCAAUGGCCUCCUGCUUACUUUGACCACGAUUCUGAGCUACAAGACUCGAGGGGUGGUAUCGACAUACAAUGAAACAAAAUGGAUUGGCAUAUCGGUUUAUAAUAUCGUUGCUGCUUGCGCGUUGUUCUUGCCGUUGGUUUACACUACCGCAUUUGCCAAGUAUGCCUAUCUUUUCCGAAGCAUUGCCGUCCUCGGGGGUACCACGGUGACCCAGAUAUGCAUAUAUAUGCCAAAGUUUGUGGUGCUAAUCAAUCCGCCUGACAAGGCGCGCCGCUUGCAACAAGAAGCGGGCAAUGCAAGUGGGCGCAAUCCCAAUUCAAUCAAUGUGUCGAAAAUCGGUAUCUCGCCUUCAAAGCAGAUUCCAACCACUGUCCGCCGAAUUCAAUCGCUCUUCAUCUCGAACGUGCCUACGUUGCAGAUUUCGGGAAAUAGCUCGCAUGCGUUCAAUUGGAACUGGGCCGCCCGGUGGAAGAUCGCGAACGUCACUGCUGUGAGCGGAUAUCUUUGCGUUGAGUCAACGGCAGAGAGUGAACGGGACAUAGCAAAGAUGCAUGUUUACCGGACGGCGAACGCCGUCGUGCGCCAUGACACCACCAAUUUUAGUGUGAUUACAGGUGAUGAAUCACAAAUCGGAGCAAGUGCCAAUGGACAUGGUCCCGGACACCGUCCAAACAACGAUGACGCUGCACGAGCAGGAGAUCCCCUCACGUCUCUCCGGCUCGUGACGCAAGAUGGCACGGUGGAGUUCGUUCUCCUCGAAAGCGUAUCGAUGGAGCUUUCCACGUUUAUUCAAGGCAAUGCCGCUAUGCGAUCCGCUGAAGAUAUUGAGGGCGAUUCGAGAGCAAUUGGUGUCGGCGCGCCAGGGCGCGCUGUCGCUUUUUACGGGGCACGGAAGCUGCUAGUAGCAUCUGCGUAUACAGUCACAGCCAUGAACGAAUAUGCGGGCUUCCAUCCGUCCGCAGGGUGGACUCCUGACCGGAUCGACCCGAGGACUAUAACCCCCCGCCAGUUCUUUGAACGCUACAUCACCACUCGCAGCCCGGUCGUCCUCAGCCCCGGUCCAUCUUCAUCUCUUCAGGCCAAGUGGACACUUUCGUAUCUGAAAGCUACAGCUGGAGCUGCUAAAGUCAAGGUGGAGAAGCGUGACUUGAAGACGGGUGGUUUCGGAUCUGGAGCGAAGCGAAUCGAAAUGACUUUUGGAGGGUUUUUGGAAAAGAUAGAGGCUGGAGAAGAGGGCCUCUAUCUAACAACGCAAUAUAAUGAGGAGGACGACGACGCCGCUGACCUCGACGGUGAUGGCGAUAGUGACUUGAACUCUGACAAUCAGGAUCCUGACAUCAGUGAUUUUGCGCCCAAUCCACUCCCGGCCCUCCUGAAAGAUAUACCUCUGAGGCAACCGAUUCUUGGACCUCUGAUUCCGCAGACGAUGAAUUUGUGGGUUGGCUCGGCGAAGAAUUUCACAUCGUCCACCCUCCAUCACGAUUUCCAGGACAACCUUUACCUUCUCUUGAAAGGUACCAAAAAAUUCACAGUGUUCUCGCCGAAGGAUACCGAAAAGCUCUACACAUACGGAAUCAUUGAGAGGGUCGGAAAGAAUGGGUACAUCCAUUACACAAAUCGCGUACGAGACGACGGCGCCGACUCUAUGGACGUCGCCGCAUGGAAAGUGCAGAAAGCUGAGCAGGAUGUCGUGAUUGCUGAAGAGAACGAUGGACAGGGUCUGGCCGAAGCUGAGCUGAGACUGGAAGAAGCUAUGAAGGAGCUCCUGGCAGUCGGAGGCGGCGAGUCGGGUGACACAGAUAGCGACGAUGAUGGUGAUUUAUUAUUAGAAGAUGAAAAUAGCGAGGAGAGCGGGGCCGAGAGCGAAGACGCCGAGGAAGAGCAAACAGUUACACAACCCGGCAAUAAGCGGUCGGCUUCCUCAUCGCUCUCCAGUUCCGCGACCAAAAAAUCAAGGACAACACAGUCGUCUUCGCCCACCCCCGCAGAUGUGGAUACCCCUCCCGCAUCUUUUUCGAGAAUUCCAAAUGCGGCUCUUCAUGCAGGAGCGGCUGACGGAGACAAAUUGAGCGAGUUUCCCCUUUUGGAAGGUGCCGCAAAGAUUACGUUCACUCUCGAGGCCGGUGAAGCCCUCUAUUUACCGGUUGGAUGGUUCCAUGAGGUGGCGUCGAGGAGUGAGCAGACGAACAAGAAGGGGGAGGUGCCACUGCAUGUUGCCUUAAAUUAUUGGCUCGCCCCGCCUACGAAGAUCAAUAGCGAUCCCGAGGCCUUCGCCAACUGUUACGAGGACAAUUUCUGGAAGAAUGUUUGGGAGGACACCGAGGACGCGAUCAAAGAGCUGAUCGCCUGA